CCAAGGAAAGAUGUUUGUCACUAUUUAAGACAAAGUUUUUCAACAUUCUACACCCUACAGGCAUGCAGUGGAAUUGCUAAAGAUUUUAAGGAAUAAUUAUUCUGAUAAUGAUGUGGACUUGGAUGUUCCUAUUUUGUGUUUGAUGACGGACGGUGGGCCGCAUCAUAGAUUGACAUUUGAAACUGUGAAAACUUCUUUGCUUCUUCUUUUCCUGCAGCUGGACUUGGAUAUGAUGAUUGCUAUUAGAACUGCACCAAACAACAGUUGGGUUAAUCCGGCAGAAUGCUGCAUGUCUAUUCUUAAUUUAGCACUCCAGCAUAGUGCUCUUGCUAGAGAUGAAAUGACACCAGAGUUAGAGAAAAUAGUAAAACGGUGCAGUUCUUUGAAUGCUAUUAGAAAUAUGGCAAACUGUAAACCAGGCCUUAGAGAGGAGUAUGACUCGAGUGAUUCACACAGUGGGAAAGCGAUUUGAAAGAAUGAAACUUAAAGGAGAACCAAUUACAGUCACUACUGGACUCAAAGAAUCCGUUAUACAGAGACGAAUGCGGAUUGUGAACGAAGUUACACAUGCAUCAAAUUCUAAAGUCAACACCUCUGCAUCGACAAAGGAUCUUCGAGAAUGUAGAGAGCUUCAAGAUUUCCUACAGAUGCAUUGUAUCAGCACCCACUACAGUUUCCAGAUAAUGAAGUGUGUAGGAGAGAAUCCUUGUCCAUACUGCACCAUGAAUCCAGCCAGACUACCUGAUGAUGUACUUACUGGUCUCUCAUUUCUUCCAUGUCCAGUACCAGAUGACAGUGGUGUUCAUUAUAAAACUUUUCAAGAGUUAAAACUAAAUUGUUUAGGUGUAUGGAAAGAACGUGGAUGA
Messenger RNA from Saccostrea cuccullata (small rock oyster), 866 nucleotides. RefSeq lists its product as uncharacterized. NCBI's taxonomy places the organism in Eukaryota, Metazoa, Mollusca, Bivalvia, Ostreida, Ostreidae. The transcript is spliced from 3 exons. The coding region runs from base 387 to 866 and encodes 159 amino acids. The record is from RefSeq and is a predicted model, not a curated record.